Messenger RNA from Monoraphidium neglectum, 1818 nucleotides. RefSeq names its product Pyruvate decarboxylase isozyme 1. Lineage: Eukaryota; Viridiplantae; Chlorophyta; Chlorophyceae; Sphaeropleales; Selenastraceae. The record is from RefSeq and is a predicted model, not a curated record. Bases 1 to 1818 code for a protein of 605 amino acids. The transcript is spliced from 15 exons. Gene Ontology annotation, molecular function: carboxy-lyase activity; thiamine pyrophosphate binding; magnesium ion binding.
AUGCGAGCGACCAUAACGCAAGCCGGACGCGCCCCCGCUCGCAAUCACCGCGGUCGACGAAACCUGCUGCUGCGCCUCCCCGUGUGUCAGGUCGAUUGCUACAAGCCCGUAACGGUGUACCAGACGAUCCUCCGGUCACUGAGUGACGCGCGCUACCUGGUUGACAAGGCGCUGCUCAAGACCCUCGCACACAGGAAGCCUGUGCUGCUGGAGGUCUGCAGGGACGUCGCUCUGCUGCCCCACCCUUCCUUCGGCCGCCGCGGCGAGCCGCUCGAUGGUUUGGCCCGCCCUGUGCGCGACUGCAACGAGGGGAGCCUCGCGGCGGCGGCGGCGGCGAUCGCGGGGUGGCUGGCAGAGAAGAAGCGGCCCCUGAUCGUGGUCGGGCGGCGCGCAAGGCACUACGGUGACCAGGUGCUGCGGUUUGCAGAGGCCAGCUGCUACGCGGUGACUGUGGUGGCGGACGGCAAGGGGCUGUUCCCGGAGGACCACCCCCAGUUCAUAGGCGUCUACUUCAAGGGCUUCUCUGACCCGGCCUCAAUUGCCGAGACUGUCGCCGCCUCCGACGCCCUGGUGUUCAUAGGUGUCCACUUCCACGAGUUCAACUGGCCCAGCGUCCCGGACAACGCCACCCACGAGAGGAGCGUGAUCCUCUACAAGAGCCGCGCCGUGCUCGGCCUCACGCGAGCCUUCACGACGGUGCCCACCUCGCGACUCCUGCCCGCGCUCGCGGCCCAGGUGGUGCCCAACCCGGGGGCCUACGCCUACUUCAAGUCGCGGCCGUCCCUGCCCCCCCAGCUGCCGCCCAACGGCCCCGAGUUCACCGCCCCAGACGACGCCCCCCUCAAGACACAGCAGGUAUACGACCUGGUAGAGUCGCUGGUGUCCACCCCAGGGUAUGACCUCAUCGUUGACACUGGCGACGCCCUGUGGCGGGCGGGGCGCCUCAGGCUCGCGGCGGGGACGUCAUACGAGUGCCAGUUCCUGGCCGGCAACAUCGGGCCUGCGCUGCCCUGUGGCCUGGGCUUCUCCCUGGGCGCCGCCACCAAGACCGGCAACAGGACCGUCAUCAUCAUUGGCGACGGCGGCCUGCAGAUGACCGCGCAGGAGAUCGGCACGUUCUCGCGCUUCGGGUCAAACGCGGUCGUGGUCGUGGUCAACAACGAUGGAUACGUGGUGGAGCGGUACCUGAGCCCCAUCAUACACGCAUCCUACAACUAUGUGAACCGCUGGGACUACGCCGCCGUCGCCGCCGCCAUGUGCAACGGCCACGGGCGCUACAAGGUGCUGCGCGCCACCUCGCUGGAGGAGGCCGAGGCGGCGUUCGGGGAGGCGCGGGCCCUCACGGACCACUUUGUGUUUUUGGAGAUGGUGGUAUCGCCCAAGGACGCGGCCCCAUCCGCGGGCGCCAUGCGGCGCGCGUUCGCGGGCGCCUUCUUCUCGCCCUUCCCCCUUUACAAGAAGCGGCUCGAGGCUGAGCUCGGGCAGGACUUCGUCCGCCACUCCGCCGGCGUCGCGGCAAAGCGCACCAUGAGCGAGUCCCUGUCGGAGGCCUUCGCCGCCGCCGCCAUCUCCCCCCGCACCAGCCUCGACGAUCUGCUGCCGCGGCCGCCGCUCAACGGCGGCGGCGGCGCGGGGGUGGGACGGGAGGGGGGGCCUGGGAUGCCGACGAUAGACUCUGUCGGGAGCCUGGCGGGCCUGACGGCGUCGGGAUCGCGCGAGGACAUCAAUGGGGCGGCCGAGGCCAACGGCAGCAGCUGCGAGAGUAACGGGGACGCGUGCGGUGCGGCCGGGAACGGCCUGUCUCACGCGUCCGCGUGA